This is a messenger RNA of Solanum stenotomum, 1968 nucleotides long. RefSeq lists its product as uncharacterized. The transcript has 7 exons. The record is from RefSeq and is a predicted model, not a curated record. The coding region runs from base 1168 to 1968 and encodes 266 amino acids. Lineage: Eukaryota; Viridiplantae; Streptophyta; Magnoliopsida; Solanales; Solanaceae.
UCUCAGAGCUCACACUCCUCACUUCUCCAUGAUCGCUACACCACCAUUCUCUCAUCGAUCACCACACCGCCAAUUCGCCGCCAGCUCGCUACCACUUUAAUUAUGUAAAUUUCAGCUAGUUUUUCAGAUUCGGAAUUGAAAUAACCAUUUUAAGGUUAAAAAAGUGUCACUGCUCUUCUUCUUUUUUUUGGAUUCUCUCAUCUCAAUAUGCACAGAUCUGAAACUUUAUACAAAUUUCUGAUUGUAGCAACUAGGUAAGUUCAUUUGUUUGCUAUUUGUAUAGUUGCAUAGAGAUAGAAUUAGGUUAAUUUUGUUGUACUUCUCAAGGAUGAAAAAUUUGAAAUGAGCUGCACUAACCUACCAUUUUUGUGUAUUUUGUGUUAGAAUUAGGUUAACUUUGUUAUAUUUUUCGUGGUUUAGUUAUUUGUGCUGGUAUUGUGUGGUAGAAUUGGGUUUUCAAGGAUUUAUGGUGACUUGAUAAAAUUGUUUAAAUUUAAGAUUUACUUAGUAUUAUGUUAAAUUUUGUAGUUAUUAUGGUUGCUGCAAAAUGCUUUAGAAGUCAAAUUAUUUCGUGUUUGUUUUUCGGCAGUGUGUUAUGUCUUGAUGUGUGUUUGUUUCUUUACUUUUUACUUUUUGUUUCCAGCUGGUGUUCUUGUAUAUCUGCUGUGUGCUGUUGGUAAUGUUACUGUUGUGUGUUGUGUUAUCUCGGUAAUGUUACUGUUGUGUGUUGUGUGACUUUUGAGGCUCAACUUGACAACAUUGAGAAGAGAUUAGAAGGAGCAUUCAGGAGCCUGAUUAGAUCGAGGUGCUCGCUCCUGAAUGUUUUCUCCAGCUAAUCUGAAAGUUCCUACUCAGAAUCUAUAAAGUUAUCACUUUUUUCUGCUCUUUGAUUCCCUCAUAACAGGUGAAUGAGGCAAGUGCAAGUGCUAGUGAGAUUCUGGCUGGGGCACUCCAUGAUAAUGGUCGUGCAAUCCUUGUCGGGCAUAAGACUUUUGGGAAAGGAAAUAUACAGAGUGUUACACAGUUGCACGAUGGAUCGGCUCUAUUUGUUACAGUAGCCAAGUAUUUGUCUCCUGCACUUCAUGAAAUCGAUCAAGUGGGAAUAACACCUGAUGUACAACUUUCUGGACAGGAGAAGUUCAGGACUUUGACAAGCUCCUACUUCAAAUGUGCUCAUGGGAUCAUUCUUGUGAACAUACUGAAAAUUUUGGUUAUGGUGUUGUUGAUCGUUUUGUUGGACAUGGUAUUGAGACAGUAUUUCACUCUGAACCACUCAUAUUUCAUCACCCCAUGCCAAAGAUUAAACGUUUUAAGAAUCCACUAAAGUCAGCUAACGGACAUGCUUCAUCAUCAACUACUCCAGUGGCACAAGACCUCCAAGUUGCUUCAACAAAUCCUUCACAAGCUGAUGGAGUCCAACAAGAACAAACUCCAAUUCUCCCGCAGCAAGAACAAGCUCCAAUUGCCCUGCAGCAAGAACAAGCUCCAAUUCUGCCUUCUAAUUCAAGUGCAGCAUCUCUGCACCCACGUCCAUCUGCACGAUAUUGGAGAGUAAAGGCUAAAGAUUCAGAAAACGCUAUCAAGCAGAUUAAUGUCAAGGUUAAUGAGGUUAAUAAUCUAACUGUUGGAGAGCGCAUCAUUGUGGACUUUGACGCAUACAAAUCCGCAUAUGGUGAUGCACAGGGACUACUCGCUGGAUAUUGUGGAUCAUUGGCAAUUGAUUGUAAUUUAUUCCCAAUUAGUUUUGAGAGGUGGUCAGGGCAAUCAGGCAUGCCUAAGAAGUACAUGGAAGACUGCUUUGAAACAAUAUUGAAGCCUCGAUUUCUUUUCCGGGUUUCUGAGUCCAUUGCAUACAGAUAUUGCAAUAGUAGCAUUUCAAAAAAGUGGGCUACAAGAGAUUGUGGAAUGAAUAUUUUGACCCUGCAAGAAGCAAAAAUGAGAUCAUUAGGAAUGUGCCAUCUGGUAUAA